Messenger RNA from Eurytemora carolleeae, 776 nucleotides. RefSeq lists its product as uncharacterized. Lineage: Eukaryota; Metazoa; Arthropoda; Copepoda; Calanoida; Temoridae. The record is from RefSeq and is a predicted model, not a curated record. The coding region runs from base 59 to 517 and encodes 152 amino acids. The transcript is spliced from 3 exons.
AAAUCCGCAAAAUAAUUAUUCAUACAGCGUACAUUGGAUAAACACUACUAAAAUUAAUAUGACGGGCUUGAAGAAAAUGAUGUUGGUCUUUCCUGUUCUAUCCUUUCUGCUCUUUCUUUAUGCUUGUUACAUUUUACAAUGGGAAACUGUAGAAGUUAUCUUCUGUUCUAUAACUGCAAAUGGACUAAAUGUGGCAUUUUCCUUCUACACAACCUUGAUGCUAUUCGUUCCAACCACAUUCCAUUGGAAUUCCCCAAGACUGGCGUACAUGCACAUCAUGUACUUUACUCUUCAAACUAUCCUUUCUCUCAUCAAUACAUGUGUAACCGACAAUGUGGAGUUGAUGUUUAUAAGCCUAUGCCUCUUCUGUUCUGGCUGUUUUCAGGUGGUUUUAGUCUCCUUUCUUUUACCCCUGCACCUAGGACAGGAGGAGGUAGGGAUUAAUGGAGAUAAACCUGACGCAGGAGGUGACAGGGUUCGGAUACUUAUACUGGAACCACAUGAUGAGCUUCAUUGAAGGGGUUCCAGCAAUUUCACGAAGAAUCAUGUUUUAUAUUUGUAAUAUUUACGAGUUGAAUUGUUUUCAGUGUCAAGCAAAAGAGUUAAGCUAUAUAACAUAGCGAAAGUUAAACCGGAAAAAACUGGAACGAUCAAAAACCCUUUAGUUCUUAUUUUUUUUCUAAAACAUCAAAAUAUGUUAAUGAUAACUUCUUGUAUUUAGCACUUUUAAGAUUUAUGAUAUGAAAAUAAUGUAAAUAGUUAACCUUUAAAACCUU